CAAGAGGACCCAGAGCCUCCACAGAUUAAAGAGGAACAGGAGGAGCUCUGCAGCAGUCAGGAGGGAGAGCAGCUUGGACAUAAGCAGGAGACUGAUCCCUUUAUGUUGACUCCUACUUAUGAGGAAAGGGACCACAGUGAAACAGAACCAACCAGUGACCAGCAGCUUCUCUGUCACAGCUCUGCUGUAGUUGAAAGCCAGGAUCAGGAAGGAAGCCAGCAUGGAGACUCAGGAUCAGCCAGUCACAGUCGUAAUGUGGACACCUCUCCCCUGUCAGAGACUCAGUCUAAACCUCCCACAGGUAAAAAGUCUGUCAAGUGUGACACUUGUGAUAAAGUUUUUAAGUGGAAGUCUGAAUUGGAUAGACAUUUAAGAAUCCACACAGGUGAGAGGCCGUAUUGUUGUCAAACCUGUGGAAAAAGCUUCAUACAACGGACAAGCUUGGUGAUCCAUAUGAGAAUCCACACAGGUGAGAGGCCGUAUUCUUGUCAAACCUGUGGAAAAAGCUUCACACAACAGACAGGCUUGGGGAUCCAUAUGAGGACCCACACAGGCAAAGACACUGCUAACUGGGAGGGAGACGGCAGGCUGGGCGAUGAUGGGCAUUUGGCCUCAUAUUGCUGAUGGCUGUGUAUGGAGACCACAACCCUCCAGAGGUGGCCACGGAUAUUUACCACUGUCUUUAACAGCAAGAAGACUGGGAUAAUGAACAGUAUUGAAACAGUUGUGCUGGAGACAAAAUAUCCUCAAAGAGGAGAAAAAAACCAUAAAACCCAGAAAUGCUAGAUCAGUUCUGGAGGCAUUGUACUGAGCAGGGACUUAAAAGUUAUGCAAUGACACAGUAUUUGUUCUAAUGUUGUGCAAAUUGUUUCAAAACUACUCAAACAAUUGUGACACCAAAUACAUCCUUCCACAUCACCGCCGUUUACUGACCAGUUUCACAUGUCACAUAUCUGGGACGAUUUUUGCUACAUCUGCUGUUGCUCAUAUAUAAAUCAAGUGUAACGUUAAGUAGAAGGUGCUUUUCGUGUUUGAUACUGGUUAAACCGUUGUCCAAGCUCCACGGUUAACAGACAAAAAUUGUCAUUUAUAUUUACUUGAUAUCUGUACUUAGUGUGGUGUAAAAUUUACAAAUAAAACCCUAUAAUGAGCUCCUAAAAAAUUCCUAAAUAUGUUUAUACAUGUGUGAAUUAAGUAAAACAUUCAUAUUUAUUUAAAAUUUGUUUGUAUUUCUUUUUUUCGCUUUUUAUGUCUCAGUUUAAAACUGAACUCACGUCCACCUUACGGCGAGGGCAUUCUUAUGGUUGUUAUGUUCCGCCAGCCUGUAUGAAAACAUUUAGCUAAGGUAUUCUGUGCCUGAUAUAAAGAGGUUAUUUGUUUUGUCCUGUUGAGGGCAGUAUAACAUCUCAUGGUGCAUAUGGUUGUGUUGGUUACAACAAAUAAACAAAUAGUUAUAAUCACAGUUAUAAUAAUAUAGUUACAAGUUAAUAUAAAAUGAAGUGUGUAGAUUACACAUAGACAUUACAAGAGCUAAGGUAUUCUGUGCCUGAAAUAAUGUCCUU
Monopterus albus (swamp eel) is the source of this 1562-nucleotide messenger RNA. Its product is annotated as zinc finger protein 239-like. Gene Ontology annotation, molecular function: RNA polymerase II cis-regulatory region sequence-specific DNA binding; DNA-binding transcription factor activity, RNA polymerase II-specific. The transcript has 2 exons. The record is from RefSeq and is a predicted model, not a curated record. Bases 103 to 624 code for a protein of 173 amino acids. Gene Ontology annotation, biological process: regulation of transcription by RNA polymerase II. NCBI's taxonomy places the organism in Eukaryota, Metazoa, Chordata, Actinopteri, Synbranchiformes, Synbranchidae.